CAGCAGAGCAUAUCGGUACACAGUCAUCACUGCAGUUUGUGCCGAACGAGACUGUGAAGGCACUUGGUAUCGCAUGGAAGCCCGAACUAGAUGUUUUGUGCUUUGAGUCGACUGCAAUAAUGGAAACCGCCAACCUCACCAUGCGAUCCAUAUUGUCAAACAUUGCUCGAAUGUUUGAUCCACUUGGAUUGAUCGCUCCAGUCAUCAUACGCGCGAAAUUGCUAAUGCAGGAGUUGUGGCUGCAGAAAAUCGGAUGGGACGAUCCGGUCCCUGUACACAUCUGUAACAAAUGGAAAUCGGUUACUGACGACUGGAAGGAUUUGGAAAGCUUCAAAAGCGAACGGUAUGUGCUCUUACCUAACUCUAAAAUACAGUUCCAUACAUUUGCAGACGCGUCAGAAGUUGCUUAUGGUGCCUGCAUUUAUGCGCGCUGUGAGGACCAGCAGGGACGAGUACGAGUCAGCCUGCUCGCGUCGAAAUCGCGUGUAGCUCCACUAAAACGAGUUACAUUACCAAGAUUGGAGCUCUGCGCGGCCGUGUUAGGAGCACAUCUUCAUCAUCGUGUUAGACGCGCUAUGGGAAUCGACACAACCGAAUCGUUUUUCUGGUCGGAUUCGACGGUAACGCUAAACUGGAUAGCGUCUCCACCCAACACCUGGAAAACAUUCGUGGCGAAUCGUGUUGCUGAGAUCCAGAACUAUUCGCACCCUCGUCAAUGGAAACACAUUCCCGGUUCAUCGAAUCCCGCCGAUCUGGUGUCUCGAGGGAUGUCAGCAGCUGAAAUGCUAAAAGGAUCGAUUUGGAGCUGUGGUCCUGAAUGGUUGGCGCUAUCCCCCUCCAAAUGGCCAAUGUCAAAUCCAUCACUGACUGCUGAAACGGAUAUGGAAAUUCGUCAGACACGUACACUACAGUCAUCACAAGUUACCUCAGCAGCAUUACCGAUCACCCUGAGGCUAUAG
Anopheles merus is the source of this 959-nucleotide messenger RNA. RefSeq lists its product as uncharacterized. The record is from RefSeq and is a predicted model, not a curated record. The coding region runs from base 120 to 959 and encodes 279 amino acids. NCBI's taxonomy places the organism in Eukaryota, Metazoa, Arthropoda, Insecta, Diptera, Culicidae. The transcript has 2 exons.